Manis javanica (Malayan pangolin) is the source of this 3698-nucleotide messenger RNA. It is a transcript of the gene ZC3H18, whose product is annotated as zinc finger CCCH-type containing 18. Gene Ontology annotation, molecular function: metal ion binding; RNA binding. NCBI's taxonomy places the organism in Eukaryota, Metazoa, Chordata, Mammalia, Pholidota, Manidae. The record is from RefSeq and is a predicted model, not a curated record. Gene Ontology annotation, cellular component: precatalytic spliceosome.
GCCGGCCUGCGGGACGACGGUCGCGGCCUGAUGACGUCGCACAAUGGCCGGCCCCCGCGGGUAGUGGAGCCCGUUUGUUCCGCCCGCGUCGCGCCUCAAGCCGGAGGCUGUGAAGAGCGGAAGGGCCGAGGGACGUCUUCCCCGCGCUGCCCCAACCCCAGCGGAGCAGUGGCCCCCUCCCCGCUCUCGCGCUGAGAACUGUGGGUACUGAUGGAUGUGGCCGAGAGCCCUGAACGGGACCCUCGCUCUCCAGAGGACGAAGAGGAGCAGCAGGGGCUCUCGGACGAUGACAUCCUGAGGGAAAGUGGGUCUGAUCAGGAUUCAGACGGAGCUGGGGGGAGGGCUUCUGACUUGGAAGAUGAGGAAAAUGCUGCCCCAGGACUGAGCCAGGAGGAGGAGGAGAGCCGCUCUGACGAGGAGGCCCAGGAGCAGCGCGGGGGCCCUGCCGGACCCGCGCCCGGGGAGGAGGGGGUCUGCCAGGAGGAGGACCACACGCGCGAGCUGCGGGACGAGGCCUCGUCGGUCACCAGGGAGCUGGACGAGCAUGAGCUCGACUACGACGAGGAGGUCCCCGAGGAGCCGGGCUCUGCCGCACAGGAGGAGGAGGCCGAGAAGGCAGGGGCCGAGGAGGAGGAGGAGAAGGGAGAGGGGGCGCCCGGAGGGGAGGGCAGGGCCGGCGUCCACAGUGUGGAGGACAAGGAGCCCCCGGAGGCUUGCAAGGAGAAGAGAAGGGAGGAUGACGACGGCGAGAUCGACGACGGCGAGAUCGACGAUGACGAUCUGGAAGAGGGCGAAGUAAAGGACCCCAGUGACAGGAAGGUGAGGCCUCGUCCCACCUGCCGAUUCUUCAUGAAAGGGAACUGCACCUGGGGAAUGAAUUGCAGGUUUAUACACCCCGGCGUCAACGACAAGGGCAACUACUCCCUCAUCGCCAAAGCCGAGCCCUUCCCGCCUAAUGGUGCCCCGCCUCCAGGGCCUCACCCACUGAUGCCUGCCAGCCCUUGGGGCGGGCCAGUAGUGGAUGAGCUUCUGCCUCCGCCCCCUCCGGAGCCCCCCACCGAGAGUGCCUGGGAACGAGGACUCCGGCACGCCAAGGAGGUUUUAAAAAAAGCAACCAUUCGAAAAGAACAGGAGCCUGAUUUUGAAGAGAAAAGGUUUACGGUGACCAUUGGUGAAGAUGAACGGGAAUUUGACAAAGAAAAUGAAGUUUUCCGAGAUUGGAAUUAUCGAAUCACAAGGGAUGUCAGAGACACAACGCUGGAGCCUUAUGCGGAUCCUUACUAUGACUAUGAAAUAGACCGGUUCUGGCGCGGGGGGCAGUAUGAGAAUUUCAGAGUGCAGUACACAGAAACAGAACCCUACCACAAUUACCGGGAAAGGGAGCGAGAGCGCGAGCGGGAGAACCGGCAGCGGGAGCGCGAGCGGGAGCGGGAGCGGGACCGAGAGCGGGAGCGCCGGCAGCGGGAGCGCGAGCGGGAGCGGGAGCGCGAGCGGGACAAGGAGCGGCAGCGGCGGAAGGAGGAGUGGGAGCGGGAGCGGGCCAAGCGCGACGAGAAGGAGCGGCAGCACCGCGACCGCGACCGGGACAAGGAGCGCGAGAAGGAGAAGGAGAAGCCGAGGCCGCGCUCCCCGCAGCCGCCCAGCCGUCAAGCUGAGCCACCAAAGAAGGAUGCCACCUCUGCAGGGCCCCAGGUGAAGCGGGCGGAUGAGUGGAAGGACCCGUGGCGCAGGUCCAAGUCUCCCAAGAAGAAACUUGGGGUGUCUGUCUCCCCAAGCCGGGCACGAAGGCGUCGGAAAACAUCAGCCUCAUCAGCCUCCGCCUCCAACUCCUCCAGGUCAUCAUCACGGUCCUCGUCCUAUUCUGGCUCCGGUUCGUCCCGGUCCCGGUCCCGGUCCUCGUCCUACAGCUCCUACUCCAGCCGGUCUUCCAGACACAGCUCCUUCUCGGGAAGCCGGUCCAGGUCCCGGUCCUUUUCCUCUUCCCCAUCGCCGUCUCCAACGCCGUCGCCACACAGACCUUCUAUCAGAACCAAGGGGGAACCAGCCCCGCCUCCUGGGAAAGCAGGGUCUGACCCUGCCUCCGUCUUGAUCAGAGAGAAGCCCGUGAAGAAGCCGGCUGCCCCUCCGGUCCCAGCACAGGCCCCCAAAGCCACCGCUCCAGCCCCGGAGCCAGCCAAGCCCGGGGACCCGCGGGAGGCCAGGAGGAGGGAGCGGCAGGCCAGGUCGCCCCCCAGGAGACGGACCUUGAGCGGCAGUGGGAGCGGCAGCAGCUACAGCGGCUCCAGUUCGCGAUCCAGGUCCCUGAGUGUGAGCAGCGUCUCCUCGGUGUCCAGCGCCACGUCCAGUAGUAGUUCCGUGCACACCGUGGACUCGGACGACAUGUACGCAGACCUGGCCAGCCCCGUGUCCUCAGCCAGCUCGCGGUCCCCCACCCCAGCCCAGCCCAAGAAGGAGAAAGGAAAAUCUAAAAAAGAGGAUGGUGUGAAAGAAGACAAGCGGAAAAGGGGGUCGUCCACGCAGCCACCCAAACCCGCAAAGUCUUCUGCAGGCGGCAGACCCUCCCAGCAGCCCACACCCCCCCAGCAGGCGACCCCCGGGCAGCCCCAGCAGGGUGCAUUCAUCGCCCAUAAGGAGAUCAAGUUGACGCUGCUGAACAAGGCAGCUGAUAAAGGCAGCAGGAAGCGAUACGAGCCUUCCGACAAAGACAGGCAAAGCCCUCCAGCCAAGCGAGCUAACUUAUCCCCAGACCGAGGUUCCCGGGACCGGAAGUCCAGUGGGAGACCUGGCUCCCCAAAGCCUGAGCGGCAGAGAGGCCAGAAUUCCAAGGCACCCGUGGCCGCACCAGACAGGAAGCACCAGGUGUCGCCUCAGCCCAAGAGCUCCAGCAAGGUCACCAGUGUGCCCGGCCAGGCCCCAGACACCGGGGCCAAGGCCGGGAGAGCCAGCACGCUGUCGCGGCGGGAGGAGCUCCUGAAGCAGCUCAAGGCCGUGGAGGAUGCCAUCGCUCGCAAGCGGGCCAAGAUCCCCGGGAAAGUGUAGCAGGGCCUGCGGUUCGCUCCCGACCCGAGUUAGAGACUCAUGUGUUUUUAUAAAUAGCGUAAGCGCAGCCAUUUUGGAUUUUGCAGUUAAUGUCUUAUUUUGGCUGUGAAUCUUUUUAAAAAUUAAAAAAGAAAAAAAAGUUUCUCAGCUGGAAAAGAAGCCACAAUGUAAUGAAGAUGACGCUGAAUCCCAGCCUUCUCCUGGCCAAACGGAACCAGCCCUGCCCAGAGCGGACGUCCCGCGAGGCAGGCAGACGGGCUGGCUGGCAGCCGCAAGCGAGGACACAGCACCGUUUCGUGUAAAUUAUAAGUCCUGACACCCAGGCCAGCCUGCCCGUACUUUGCCCCUCUGCUGGUCAGCACAGUCCCAGGGGACGUCCUUGCCGUGCGCUCUCACUGCAACGGGGACACCGUGCUUCAGAGCAGGCCCCCCAUUCCUGCCCAUCCCCAGGAUCAAAAUAUAUAUAUAUAUAUAUUCUUGACUAAAGUCUGAUUGGGAAAUACUUCCUGUCUUUUAUUUUAAGCAUCAAAUUGUUCUAGUUGAUUUAAAAAGGAAAAAAGUGCAGAAAAGACCAAAAAAAAGGUCAAGGGUAUUGGGCAUCUGUCUGGUGUGGAGGGUCUUUUUUGAGGGUCUCCCAAAAUAAAGUAUUUUGAUAAGCA